This is a messenger RNA of Paramecium sonneborni, 1189 nucleotides long. NCBI's taxonomy places the organism in Eukaryota, Ciliophora, Oligohymenophorea, Peniculida, Parameciidae. The record is from the annotation of a GenBank genome assembly.
AUGAUAAUUUAUGGACCUGGUUAAUUAUACUAAUCAAUUAAAUUACUUGGUUCUGGUUCGUUCGGAUCAGUUUAUUUGGUUAAAGAACUUAACACUAAAUAAGAAUACGCAUGCAAAAUUGUAUAUAUUAUGAUUUCUAUAUUUAUCAGAUAUCAAAGAAUCAUAUAUCAAAAUAUGAUGCCAGUUCUAUGAUAUAAAAUGAAAUAAGAAUUCAAGCUUCUUGCAAUCAUAAAAACAUAGUGAAACUCUAUUCUUAUUGGGAAGAUUGUACUAACAUUUAUAUUCUUCUUGAAUACUGCAGUAAAGGACAUCUUGUAGAUCCAAAAACUCCCUUUAAUGAUGAUGAUGUGUUUCAAGUAUUCCACUAAAUUCUUAGUGGUGUCAAUUAUUUACAUCAAAAUAACAUCAUUCAUAGAGAUUUGAAAGUAAUUAUAUCAUAUGUAUAUACAAGUUUGAAAAUAUUCUAAUUCAUGAAGAUGGUACUUUAAAAUUGUGUGAUUUUGGUUGGGCUGUCAAAGUUGAACAACUACCAGUUCCUAAUGUAAUGUGUGGUACUACUGAUUAUAUGCCUCCAGAAGUUGUAUCGAAAUGUUGCCUUGAUUUCAAGUUGGAUACUUGGUCGUUAGGAAUUCUUUUAUAUGUAUUUAAUUGUUAUAUCAAAGGUAUUAUUGUAUGGCAGGUUCCCUUUCAAAGGAGAUAAUCAAGACUAAUUGAUAAGAUAAAUAUUAUAUGACUAAUUGAUAAUACCUAGUAGAAAUGAUACAAAUGAAGAACUAAUUAAUUUAAUUUAGGCUUUAUUGAUCAAGAAUUCAUAAUUAAGACCUAGUAUUGAAUAAAUCUAUUUAUGCAAAUGGAUGAAAUUUAAUAUGAAAUUACACAAUAUUUUUAAUCAUUACGAAAAUGAAUAACUUAAAUUAAAAGUUAAAUAAAAAAAUAUUACUUUAAAAGUAGUUCAUAAUAAUCAAUAGUAAUAUUUAAUAAUAUUAUAAUUAGUUCCACUCCAAAUAAAAAGAUGGUAAACUCUCAUUAUUUAGAAUCUAAAAAUGAUAUUGAUCACAAACCAACUUCAUUUGGCAAAAAUCAUAAUAGUUGUAGGACAAUUAAGUCUAUAUCAACUAAUCCUUCUCCAUAAAUUCCCUCAUAAAUGGAUAAAUUUUUCAAUUUUUUAGAAAACAUUCAAAAAAUAUGA